CCAUCUCCCCCUUUCUCUCUCCCUCCUCUUCUUCCUCUUCACACUCCCUCCUCGCCCGUACGAAACCCUAGGCUCCGCCGCACCAAAACCCCCGCGGCCGCCGGAGACACGGCGCUUCCGGUGGCGCGCCCAUGGCCCCCGCCGUGCUGGACCCGGACGCCGGUGACCUUCCGGCCCGCGGAUCCGCCGCCGCCGCCGACGACAUCGCCGGCAACACGUGGGACCUCGCCCCCUUCUCCCCGCCGCCCGCGGCCCUCCGCGGCGGCGAGAUUUUCAUCUACCGCAACACGUACAACCUCGUCCCGCGCUCCAUCGGCGAGUGCCGCCGCGGGGGCCUCAGGGCGCUCAAAUUCUUCGGCAACGAUGUGGAGGUGCUGCCCCCGGAGGCCGGGGAGCUGGACGCGCUCGAGAGCCUCCAGGUCAAGGUGUCCGCGCCCAGGGUAUCUGGCGCGGUGCUCCGCCGGAUGCGGGCGCUUAGGGAGCUUGAGCUGUCCAUGGUGCCGCCCAGACCGUCCGCGUGCUCCAUACUGGCCGAGAUCGCCGGGCUCAAGUGCCUCACCAAGCUCGCCAUUUGCCACUUCUCCAUUAGGUUCCUCCCCCCUGAGAUUGGCUCCCUCAGGAAGCUCCAAGAACUUGAUCUGUCUUUCAACAAGCUGAAGAACUUACCUAACUGUAUAACUGAGUUGGGUGCCCUGAAAUUUCUCAAAGUGACUAAUAAUAAGUUGGUAGAUUUACCAUCAGGAAUUUCCUCUUUGAGAUGUCUUGAAAGCCUUGACUUAUCAAACAACAGAUUGACUUCCCUUGGAUCAGUUAAACUCGUUUCUAUGCUUACACUGCAGUAUCUUAAUCUUCAGUUUAAUAGGAUUUCCCAUACUUUAAUCGUCCCCUCAUGGAUAUGCUGCGACAUGAGGGAAAAUGGAGAAAAUGCUGUGAAGCGUGACAGGCUACAAUAUCUAGGUAUUUCAAGCGUUAGUAGUUCAGCAGAACCUGGAACUGCGAGUUGUGCUUGCAAUGGUGCGCUCUCAUGCUCACAUACAGAAACUUCCCCAAAUUUAAAAGCUCACGCCACACAGAAAAUGAAGAAGGGUUGGAAGCGACGGGAUUGCCUGCAACAGCAAGCUCGUCAGGAGCGCUUAGACUCAAGCAGGAGCAAGCUCAGCGAAAAUGAUGUUGAAGAAAUGGCUGUGAACAUGACUGAAGAUGAAUGCCUUUCGAGUUUGCAUGAUAUUGAAAACAAGCCAGUGAUGAAAGGCAUUGCUGAAGACACUUCAGUACAGGAUUUGUUGAAAGAAACAAGUUCUGAAGACCUGUCUUGUAUAGUUGAUUAUGACUCAGAUGGGCUUAUAAAAGACACUGGCAUGAUGCUCCAGGACCACCAUGACAACGGUUCUGGUAUAGUCACUGACCCUGCUUGUUUGAGCAGGAGCAGCAUCCAUAAUAUUGAAAAUGAGCUAGAGGAUACUGCUUCAUCAACCUGCAAAGUUGUUCAUGUUGUUGAAGAGAACCCUUCAGAGACAUCUAAGUUUACAUCGAAAUCUAAACGGCAUCCCGACAUGGACAACAAUCCUAAACCCAGCAAAUGCCCGAGACCCAUUGAUGAAUGCUCAAAGUUAUCCUAUAAGUACAGUGUCGAAUCAUUUUGCAGCAUAGAUGACCAUCUACCAGAUGGCUUUUAUGAUGCAGGAAGAGAUAUGCCCUUCAUGCCAUUAGAGGAGUAUGAACGGAGUCUUGGGCUAUAUGCGCGUGAGGUUAUUCUUUUGGACAGGGAAAAAGAUGAAGAAUUGGAUGCGAUUGCUUCUUCAGCACAACUACUGUUAUCUAGUUUGAAGAGACCAGUUUUUUCUGAAACAGAUGAAGAUGCCGGUCAGGACCUACUAAGGGCAUCAGUUCUUGCUUUAUUUGUCUCUGACUGCUUUGGAGGCUGUGACCGAAGUGCUUCUCUUAGGAUAACACGGAGAGCUAUUGUUAGCUUGAGGAAGGAACAGCCUUUCAUUUGUACUUGCUCUGCUGGAAACAUGUGUUACAGCAAUGAAUCAUCAAAGCAGAUCAAUACUCCUAUGGGGCACUUUGAUUUUACUGGACUUUGCGAUAAAUCAAUACGUAUUAUCAAGGAAAGGAGAAAUUCAGGCAUUGUACCCAUAGGGGCGCUGCAGUUUGGUGUUUGUAGGCACCGAGCUGUCCUAAUGAAGUACUUGUGUGACCGGGCGGAUCCUCCAAUUCCUUGUGAGCUUGUGAGGGGGCAUCUUGACUACACACCUCAUGCUUGGAAUGUUGUCCCUGUUAGACAAGGGAACAUCUGGGUAAGGAUGAUUGUUGAUGCAUGUUACCCCACCAACAUAAAGGAAGAGACAGAUCCAGAGUACUUUUGCAGGUAUGUUCCCCUCAGUCGACUUCACCUUGCCCUUGAUGAUGAAAGCUACACACCUCGGUCCUCCUUCCCUUCUGUCUCACUAUGCAAAGAAAUUGAAGCUACAGCUUCUAGUGCUGUAUAUCACUGCAAAAUUGGGGCCGUUGAUGCUGCAGCUAAGAUACGGUACUUAGAUACCCGUAGUGCUUCUAAUGAUGAAGUUAAAAACUUUGAAUACAAACUUCUUGGGGAAGUGCGAAUGCUGAAUGCUCUGAGGAAACACAGAUCCAUAGUGGAUAUAUAUGGUCACCAACUUUCUUCUAAAUGGGUUCAGAAUGAUAGUGAUAAAGAGUACAGAAUAAUGCAGUCUAUAAUUUUAAUGGAGUAUGUGAAAGGAGGUUCUCUGAAGGCCUUCUUGGCAAAACUACUGAAAAAUGGCGAGAAGCAUGUACCUAUUGACCUGGCAUUUUACAUUGCUCGAGAAGUUGCGUGUGCAUUGUUGGAGCUGCACAGGAAGCUAGUUAUUCACCGGGAUAUAAAAAGCGAGAAUGUUUUGGUUGAUCUGGAUUCGAAGGGUCAUGGCGCACCGGUAGUCAAACUCUCUGAUUUUGACAGAUCCAUUCCUUUGCAUUCAUUGUCCCAUACAUGCUGUAUAGCUCACCUUGGCACAUAUCCACCCAAUGUUUGUGUCGGGACACCAUGUUGGAUGGCUCCAGAAGUUGUUCAGGCCAUGCACGAAAAGAUCCAAUAUGGGCUGGAAGUGGAUAUCUGGUCAUUUGGAUGUUUUAUAUUGGAGAUGCUUACACUUCAUAUACCCUACCAGGGACUACCAGAUUCACAAAUAUAUGAUCUCAUAAAGAGGAAGAAACAAAGGCCCAGGCUGACUCGAGAAUUAGAAGCUUUCUGGACAAUGGACGAGCCAAUUACAAGGCUGAAUUUGGGGAUCACUUGUGAUGCUCAUGCCGAGAAACUAAGACUUCUAAUUGAUCUCUUCUACAAGUGCACCAGGGGAAUUGCAUCAAGGCGCCCCAAAGCUGAGCAGAUUUACAAUUUGCUUUGCUCCUUACCGACAUGCUAUGAUCUGAGCUGAACCUGAGGAUUCUGAAUCAGAAAUCUGAUGGUGAGACAGCCUGCCAGACCGGCACAGGUCAGGACAGAUUCUGGACGGUUAUAGCAGGUCACCAGAUCUAGCCAGUUUGGCUGUUUCGAAGUCGGGACAGAUUCUGGACGGUUAUAGCAGGUCACCAGAUCUAGCCAGUUUGGCUGUUUCGAAGUUGUAACGUCUACAUUUUACUGAUGCUGAUCCGGGGUGAGAGCAAAGGCAGGGUGUCAGGACGCGAGAAGUAGGACCAAGAUGGUGGCAAAUAUAUGUCUCUGAAGAUCCUCCUGAUUCAGUUUUGCGGUUCACCUGCUGUAGCAGUCUUCAUCUCAUCAUGUGUGUAUCAUGUAAUUUUGUUCUUUAUUUAAUUUUUCCAAUUUUCCAUUAUUUAUAAGUUAAUCAGUGGCGUCUAAGUUAUCCAUUUGGGUCUGUAUGUACAAUUUUCGGUCCAGCUGUGAUCCAUGUAACCCCCCUGGGACAAUGAGUUAUGUAACAGUGUAACACACGGAUACAAUAUGUCGGCGAGGCUGCGUGUUCUCUCAUUGCCCUACUACAAUUGUUGUCCGUGGAA
Molecule: messenger RNA, 4017 nt
Organism: Brachypodium distachyon (stiff brome)
Lineage: Eukaryota; Viridiplantae; Streptophyta; Magnoliopsida; Poales; Poaceae
Exons: 10
Coding region: 132-3437 (1101 amino acids)
Biological process (GO): peptidyl-serine phosphorylation; peptidyl-threonine phosphorylation
Molecular function (GO): ATP binding; protein binding; protein serine/threonine kinase activity
Source: RefSeq, a predicted model, not a curated record